AUGGUUAAAAGAUAUAAUGGCCAGCUAACUGCUGGCGAUAAACGGAGGCGACGAAGUAAGUUUGUUCUAUGGAAAAGAGAUGUGGCCAAUGGAAUUCGAAGAUCUAAUCAUUAUGUUGUGCCCAGUCCUCAAAAUUCACAUGCGGUAUUGGAUAAAAACCAGCAUAGCAUUUCUUACACUUUAUCUCGAACUGAGGCAGUUAUAGUUGAGUAUGUGAAUGAUGAAACAACUGAUAUGUUUCAGGUCGGAAGAUCUUCGGAUUCCCCWAUAGAUUUUGUUGUGAUGGAUACUAACACUGAAAAGAAUGCAGCAGCAAUAAAUAAUUUAUCUAUUGUUGAUAAUAAAAAAACAGCUGCAGCAAGUACAAUUUCAAGGUUUGCUUGCCGCAUUAUUUGCGAUAGAGAAAAUACCAAUAUAGCUCGUUUAUAUGCAGCAGGAUUUGAUUCUUCUARAAACAUAUUUUUAGGGGAAAAAGCAACUAAAUGGAAAGAUGGUGAAGAAAUUGAUGCACUUACUACAAAUGGAGUAUUGGUUAUGCAUCCGAGUGGAAAGUUCUACAAGGGAAAUACAGAACCAGGAAUUUGGCUUGAAGUUUCUGUUUGUGGCAAGCUAUUUUCUCUACGUGGGUCUAGAUCAGCUCAACUUAAAGGUGAUAUGGUAGAUGACUCUGACAAUAUCCUUACUGAUGGGACUUUAAUUGAUUUAUGUGGUGCAACCUUGCUUUGGAGGUCAGCGGAGGGUCUCAGCUUAUCUCCUGUAAUAUUUUGGGCAAAUGUAGGAAUACCUUAUGGAACCAAUGGGUUUGAAGCAUUUUGUCCUUUUUGUGCUAAACUACUUGAAGGCUAUCCAGGAUAUGUUAAAUUAAUUUUUAACUAAAACCAAGUUUAAGUAAAUUGUUUUAAACUUAAUUUUAAAAAUGAAUAGAUUUCUUUGUAUAGUUUAUAUUUAUUUUCCCUUGUCCUUAUAAAGGUAGUGUGAUAAUAUUAGCUUUUUUUUUUUGUCAAUUUGUGAGUUUUACUUUUUUCAUUGUUUUUAUUACAAUUUUGUAUUUGUAUUAUUUAAACUGCAUAACUAGGUUAUGCCAUUUUAUAGGCUUAAAACAAAUUGUAUUCAACUAUUUUUUGCCUUUUGCUUUUAGUUAAUUAUGUUUUUUAAUUUUUUAUAUUGUUUGGUCACUUCUGCAUAGCAUCAGUAAUCUCUAAUCAAUAUAAUAUUGUUGUGUCUAUUUAUGAGGCAGUUUAAAAAGUGACAAUCUAAAAAAAAACUGUUUAAAAAAAUCUCAGUAUUAGUUUUAAAAUAUUAUUAUUGAUAUCUUUUCCAAUGUUUACAAUUUUUGAAGAUCUUAUUAGCAAUAGUUAAAUUUAAGUACUAAGUAUUUUAUUAGGGUUGCUAUGAGUAAAAGUUAAAUUCCUUCUACUCUGUCAUUCACAUUUAUUAUAACUGAGUCACGAGCACUUAAACUUCUUUUUAAUGAUGUUUUUUAAUUAGUCUAGUAAAAUAAGAAUGCAAAAUAAUCAUCGUGAAUUUAUAAAUUUAAAUAAUAAUAGAAUUAGCUCUAUUAUGUUAAGUGGGGUAUUUAAAGAAAAAAAAUACUUUCAAAUAUYUAAAAUAGAAUUCCUUGAUUUUUAUAUUUCUAUUAAGAAAUAUAGAAUUUUUUUGUUUAGAUUCUGAGUGAAUUUAAUAAUGUUUUGCUUUUAAAAUGAUGUAUGUUAUUUCUCUAACAUCAARAUCUAAUAAAUAGCAACCCUAGUAUCUAUAUUUAAAUGUUUACUUUUAAAUUU
Diuraphis noxia (Russian wheat aphid) is the source of this 1781-nucleotide messenger RNA. RefSeq names its product E3 ubiquitin-protein ligase pellino (gene Pli). Gene Ontology annotation, biological process: protein polyubiquitination; regulation of Toll signaling pathway. The record is from RefSeq and is a predicted model, not a curated record. Lineage: Eukaryota; Metazoa; Arthropoda; Insecta; Hemiptera; Aphididae. Gene Ontology annotation, molecular function: protein binding; ubiquitin protein ligase activity.